AUGUCCGUCGCGGGCGACGUUCUCGACCUCGCGCUCACUCAAGACGCCCGCACGUUGGGUCGGCUUUCCCGUCCUACCGAUAUACAGACUGCGGGCGUCCGAGGAGCGAAGCGCUUCACCACAAUCCCGAGGGUCCGCGGAAAGGUGUCGCACGAACAUGGACAGGAGUUCCUUCGGGAGGCGGGGAACAUGUGGGGACGGGGUCAGUUCCACGCGCGCAACAUCAUGAAGUUCACCCUCUCGACUCUCCCGAUCCUCGCGGCGAUGGCAGCCGCUGCCAGUGCCCGGUUCAUCAUCAACACGCCAAUCCGCGGUCCCCCGGGUACUUUCCAGCGCGCGUUCUUCAACCUGACAGGCCACUCGUUCGUGUGGGAGGUCGACCUCAACGCAGGAAGCGUCGUCACUCUGGUUUUGGAAGAUGCCACUGGCGCUGAAACCGAGUCGGCUCCGGUUACCAUUAGCCCCAGCAGCAACAGUAGCUGCAUCUAA
Epithele typhae is the source of this 489-nucleotide messenger RNA. RefSeq lists its product as uncharacterized. The transcript is spliced from 7 exons. NCBI's taxonomy places the organism in Eukaryota, Fungi, Basidiomycota, Agaricomycetes, Polyporales, Epitheliaceae. Bases 1 to 489 code for a protein of 162 amino acids. The record is from RefSeq and is a predicted model, not a curated record.